AUGAAGUUCUUCGCAUUCGCAUCUGCCGCGACGGCGUUUGUCAUCCCCGACGCCAGCAUCGUCAGCCAGCUGAUCCUGGCCGGCAACAAGGCAUCGUCUGCCGUAGAGACAUUCCACAAUGCCGUCGACGCCAUCGCGUCUGGUGUCCAUGCGGUCGGCGAUUGGCUGCGGGACGGCAUUGUCGACCAAAGCAAGAAUUCCAAUCUGACGCUCUACCAGCUGAUUGCAAGCUCCAAUGUCACCAGCAACUUCACGGCCCUCGUCAACGAGUUUCCCGAUGUCGUGGCCGUCCUAAACGCGACGGCUGCUGCCAAUAGCCUCAACCACACCCUGUUCGUGCCCGUCGACACGGCUUUUGCAGCGCUACCUGGCGGCGGCCUCGCGGAAGAUAUGCCCACGGGUGACCGCGAGAGCAUCGUCCGCUACCACGUCGGCCUCGGUGGCUUCCGCGACAAUGAAUUGUUCACCACGAAUACGCUGCCCACCCUCCACCAUGAGUCUCUGUUGGGCGGCGCACCCCAGAGGCUGCGCGUGCGCUUCGAGAACAAAAUCGGCGUGCUCGUCAACUUUGCCGCGCGCAUCAUCGCUCCCAACAUUGUGGCGGCCAACGGCGUCCUUCAUGGGCUCGACGCCGUGCUCGUGCCGCCCUCGUUUGUCGGCCGGCAGCUGUCGCUGGUGCCCGACCACUACAGCACGCUGCUGCAUGCCAUGCAGGCGAGCAACUUCACGCAGUACAUCCACGGCCUGACCAACCUCAACGGGUCCACGGUGCUGGCGCCAUCCAACGAGGCCUUCCGGCGGCUGGGCCCCCAGCUGAACGGGUUUUUGUUCCACACCCCCCGUGGCCUCAAGUACCUGCACGCGCUGCUGCGCUACCAGACGGUGCCCAAUGCGACGGUCUACUCGGACGCCUUUUACGGGUCGCCGGCGCUGGUCCCACCUGUGCCUGCUUCUGCGGUCGGUGCGGACGGCACCCGCGGCCCCGUAGAGCGCAUCCACUACCAGCUGCCGACGCUUCUCGGCAAUGCCACUCUAUCCAUCGACAUCAUGUCCGUCCCCGGCUCUUCGGUCAUGGUCAUCAACAAAAAUGCUCGCGUCUCCGUCCAAGAUGGAGUGGCCAAGAACGGCGUCAUCCAGGAGCUCGAGCGUGUUGUCUUCCCGCCGUCGCCUUCCGGCAUCCGUGGCAACCCGUCAGUCGACCCGCCGGUGAAAACAGUGGCCGAUGUAGUGGCACGGUUGGGCCCAUACGUGGAUGACGACGGUGACGGCAGCGAUCCGACUGGGGAGCUGUAA
Sporothrix brasiliensis 5110 is the source of this 1293-nucleotide messenger RNA. RefSeq names its product fasciclin domain family. The coding region runs from base 1 to 1293 and encodes 430 amino acids. Gene Ontology annotation, cellular component: fungal-type vacuole membrane. The transcript has a single exon. The record is from RefSeq and is a predicted model, not a curated record. Gene Ontology annotation, biological process: macroautophagy. Lineage: Eukaryota; Fungi; Ascomycota; Sordariomycetes; Ophiostomatales; Ophiostomataceae.